Messenger RNA from Scophthalmus maximus (turbot), 6524 nucleotides. Its product is annotated as transcriptional regulator ATRX-like. NCBI's taxonomy places the organism in Eukaryota, Metazoa, Chordata, Actinopteri, Pleuronectiformes, Scophthalmidae. The coding region runs from base 468 to 6191 and encodes 1907 amino acids. Gene Ontology annotation, cellular component: nucleus. Gene Ontology annotation, molecular function: ATP-dependent chromatin remodeler activity; ATP hydrolysis activity; ATP binding. The record is from RefSeq and is a predicted model, not a curated record. The transcript has 34 exons.
CCAAGUGCUUACUCAUUGUGGGAUUUGUUGAGUUUUCCCUGUAAUAUUGUAUUAUUGACCUCACUGUGUAAAGCACCUUGAGACAAUUUAUGUUGUGAUUUGGCGCUAUACAAAUAGAAUUGAACUGAAUUGAAUUGAAAGCUCACAGUUCACAGUCUUAUCCCCACGCUGUUCAUACAACUUCAUGCCACUCAUGUCAGUCUCGCAGAAAAGGUGUGACAGAAGAUACAGCUCCAUUCCACUCCGGCCCGGUAGGUGGCGGUAACGUGUCCACGGGCUGGUUUGACAAACCCAAAAGAAGCAGCGAGGAACCAUACACCAAUUCGCUGCUUAUCGAUACCAUUUUAUAUCUUUAUUUGAAAUGAGGUACGGACCGCAGAUCGAGCGCCACAAGUUUAACAGACUGUGUCGGGUGUCAUGAAACGAUAAGGACCUGAACGACCUCGGCGGUUCACCUGCUUGACGGCAUGUCUGCAGGGAUGCUCAGCACCACUACCAACAAGUUGAAUGUUUUGGUCAACAAGCUACAUGAGUUCCUGGCUCAUUCCACUGUUGAGGACAGCAAUGGCACUCCAACCUCAGAGGAUGCUGAUGGUCUGAAAAACCAGAGCUGUUCUGUGGGAAACUCAAAAGGUCACAAUGCAGCAGAGGCAGAUACCAGGUACUCAAGGAGAAAACCUUCUGUUGUCAUAAAGCACUCCGGACUGGAUGAAUCCGGAGACUCAAAUGCAAGUGAGGACUUGAAUUUACCAGUCAACGAAAAUGGUCACCUUGAUAUGGCUAGGCUGCCAAAAGGCACCGUAUUGGUCAGACCUGAACCUGUUGAAAAUGGAAGAGAUGAUUUCAGGGGUCCUGAGUUUCGCAGCCAGAAAUCCAACGUACUGCGGAAAGAGUUCUCCAGAAGACGUAGAGGAGUUGAACACAUGGGAAUCGUCAGUUGCACUGCAUGUGGCCGACAAGUGAACCACUUCCAGAGAGAUUCCUUCUACCGGCAUCCAGUUCUGAAAGUACUUGUUUGCAAGUCUUGCUACAAGUAUUACUUAAGUGAUGACAUCAGCAAGGAUGGAGAUGGAAUGGAUGAGCAGUGCAGAUGGUGUGCUGAAGGAGGCAACCUUAUCUGUUGUGACUUCUGUAGUAACGCCUUCUGCAAGAAGUGCAUUCUGAGAAACCUGGGAAGGAAGGAGCUGUCGGGCAUCUUGGAGAGCAAAUGGUACUGCUACGUCUGUAGCCCCGAGCCACUGUUCGGUCUGGUAAUGGCCUGCGACAGUGUCCUCGAGAACAUGGGGCGUCUGUGGCAUCAGCAGCGCAGGAGAAACCGGGUGGAGCCGCAGAAAUCUGCACUCUACGACAUGUUGCAGCACUUGCCACAAAACCUCCCCUUGGAUAAAUGGGAUCACACUGGUAUGGACGGUAACGUGGUGUUCAACUACAAUGCGCUGCAGAUUCCCAAGGACAUGACCAAAAAGGCCAAACAUUUAGUGGACUCCACAAACAAGUUGAACCGGACAUUUCUCAAUUUCAUUAAUACUGUGACGGCAAACAAACAAACGCCCGGCGUUCGCCAGUUGUACCUGAAGUCUUUUUUGUCAGUCGUUAAAGGCUUGCGGAAAUCCCUUAACGUAUUUGAGGAAAGCCUUAAGGAGGAAUUCAGUGACUUGGAGGUAUUCGGCUGCUGGGAGAAGUUCCUCAGUGAUGACUUGACACAACCUGUAACGGACACAGAGCUGGAUAUCGCUGAUGAAAGACACUUGGGUGACUUGCAGAAACUGGCAGCUGAACAUUUGGAAGAUGAUGAUUCUGACUCCAAGUGCUUCAUAGAUGAUAGAAGUACACAUGAGUGCCCCGGAGAGGACAUGGAUUCAGAUCCGCACAAAGCCCAGCAGAGUACACAGAAGGUAGGCCCGAAGCCCCCUGAAACGGGGCUCAGCAUGACUAAGAAACUAGUUGUUAAACUUACGCCCGUGCCUAUGGAGCAGGAGCCUCCCUCUCAUGCCUUGAAGUUGGAGGAGGACAUUCACACGAGGGAUAAAAAGCCAAAGGGAAAAGAUGCAUCCGACGAUAAAGAGACAGUUGUUGCAUGCGUUAGAAUUGACAGAAAGAUGAGCAACGACAGCACGAGUGCAUCUCUACACCUAGAGGAGGAACAAGGCAAUAGACGGUCUCCUCGCGUGAAGACGACACCGCUGCGUCGACCGAGUGACGUCAAGGCCAAAACGUCUCUUUCAGCCGCAGACAGCGACAGCGAUUCUGACCCCGAGGAAACCCCUACCACAGCACCAGCCAAAAACACAGAGGAACAAAGUCCGAGCCCAGCAAGAGAUGACUCUGACUCCGAUGAAGUCCCCACAGCUCUGCUUGAGCGAGCAGCCAUGACCCAAAGCUCAGAUGAAGUCCAGAGUGAUGAGGACGGUGGGAAAGCGUCAACCAAGUUGGCCAAGAAAUGUCUCAUUUGGCUCACUAAGACCACCCCCAUCUCACCGGAGAACAUGCGUCGCAAACGCAAGAUGCUGGAGCGCUCGCCCAAGUCUGACUCGAGCGACAGGAGAGUCAAAGCGCGGAGGGAGAGCGGGACCGAUUUCUCCAGUGACGAUCAAGACUCGCAGAAGAAAGUACAACACUUGAACACGCUGAUGCCAAUCAGCAAGCCCCACCUCAUGAAAAGAGAGGAGGAACGUGUGGCUAGAAAGCAGACGGGGAAGUCCAAGACUAAAUCUCGUCAGCAGGCGAUGGAAUCAUCAUCGUCGUCGAGCGAAGAAGACGGACGCGACGACGACUACUCUGCGAGUGACGGAAGUGACCAGAAGAUGAAGCCAAUCACCGACGAUGUGGUCUUACUGGGGGGAGCAGCGUUCAACCAAUCAUCAGGAGAUGAGGAGCAGUCUGGGCCCUCGUGGGCAGCAGAAGAUGAUGAUGAUCCAGAAAAUAGAAUCGCUAAGAAAAUGCUUUUGGCCCAAAUCAAAGCCAACUACUCAUCGGGUGAUGAUAUCUCUUCGGACGAGGAAACGCAGGAGGAUGAAUCCGAGUCAGAUGGAGAUAAGGGGGUCAAACGAACCACUGAGGAAAAUGGAGCAGAUGAAAAUGGGGACGACUUGGCUUCACAAUUGUCUGACACCAGCACGUCUGAUGAGCCCAACUUCAGGCACCGUCUGCUCCGACACAAACUCACCUUGGACGAGGGAACAUCGGGUGACAAGGGCCCGGCGGAGGGUGAAGUGGGGAAGCAGGAGAGCAAGAAACGAGCCAGCAGGAAACCCCUGAGCUCUGAUAGCGAUGGUGGCGAGAGCAGUGAGUCGAACCUGGACGACCUCGGCUUGAGCUUGGACCUGAGUCAGUCGGAGGAUGAGACCAAUGAAGAAAACGCCAAAAGCUCCACUAAAUCCACUAAAGUGAAGGAAGCGCCGAGCAGUUCUGAAAAGAAGAAACCCGUUCCCUGCAUUUGGUUGUCUGACUCCAGCAGUGAAAAGGAGCAGAGCGAUCGAGAAGAUGGAGAGGAGGGCACCGACGUCAGAGGAACACCGAAAGGACGCAAAAAGAUCCGUAAGAUCAUCGAGGACGAGAACCUCCGCGCCGAGACCCAGGAAGCUCUGAGAGAGGAGGAGGAGAGAUGCAAGCGGUUGGCGAACAGGGAGCAACACAUGGAGGACAGGAGAGAGAUCAUCGUCAUACCGGACGAGCUGUCCCAGGUGGUGUGUCCCAUCACCACGAAGCUGGUCCUGGACCAGGACGAGCAGACCAAGGAGCCUCUUGUUCAGGUGCACAGGAACCUGGUGACGAGACUGAAGCCUCACCAGGUGGACGGUGUCCAGUUUAUUUGGGACAGUUGCUGUGAGUCCGUGAAGAAGGCCAACUCUGCUCCAGGAUCAGGCUGUAUCCUGGCCCACUGCAUGGGCCUGGGCAAGACUCUGCAGGUGGUAACGUUCCUCCACACGGUGCUGCUGUCGACAAACCUGAAAUUCCGUACGGCACUGGUCGUGUGUCCACUCAACACCAUCCUCAACUGGGUCAGCGAGUUCAAGAAAUGGCAAGACAAUAUGGGAAAGGAUAAAGUCAAGGUUACAGAACUGGCUACAAUAAAGCAUCCCCCCGAACGGCUUCGCGCUCUGCGGACGUGGCAGAGGGACGGAGGUGUUAUGAUCAUGGGGUAUGAGAUCUACCGCAUCCUGUCACUGGCUAAGAAAAUCACCAAUGAGGAGUCCAAGACCGAGUUGAAGAGGAUCCUGGUGGAUCCUGGCCCAGAUUUCGUGGUGUGUGAUGAAGGACACAUCCUACGUAACGAUGCAUCCAACGUCUCCAGAGCCAUGAACGCCAUCAAGACUCUACGACGAGUAAUUCUAACCGGCACGCCAAUGCAAAACAACCUGGUCGAGUACCACUGCAUGGUCAACUUCAUCAAGAGGAAUCUUCUGGGCUCGCUGGGCGAAUUCCGAAACCGCUUCAUCAACCCCAUACAGAACGGCCAGUGUGCCGACUCCACGCCGAAAGACGUCCGGAUCAUGAAGAAGCGAGCGCAUGUGCUCCACGCAAUGUUGGCUGGAUGUGUGCAGAGGAGAGAUUACUCUGAGUUGACCCAGUUUCUACCUCCCAAACAUGAGUACGUGCUGGCGGUGCGGCUGUCUCCGCUUCAGUAUACGUUGUACCGCUACUACCUUGACCACGUCACUCGUGUCGUGACCAACGGAGGACAGAUGAAGAUCGGAGCGAACCUGUUCAAGGACUUCCAGGCACUCGGCCGAAUCUGGACUCAUCCCUGGUGCCUUCAGCUCAACGUCAUGAGUAAAGAAAAGAAGGGAUAUUUCGCAAAGAAGGCUCAAGUCAAAGCGGCAGCUCUGCUGAGAAACGAAGAAGUCACAAGGGCUAAGAGUGGACAGAUAGAGAACAAAGGCACAGAAGGAAACAACCCAAACAAUGGUACAAUGGUAAUCACUGAUGCAUCCAAAGCUGCUCCGGCAGCGGAAGGAGAGACGGCUUCAGUUGAAGGCUGGUACGAGAGUCUGGUGUCAGAGAGUGACGCCAAAGUCCUGCAGCACUCCGGGAAGAUGGUGCUCUUGUUCGAGAUUCUCAGAAUGGCUGAAGGCCUGGAUGACAAAGUGCUGGUGUUCAGUCAGUCCUUGAUCUCGCUAGACCUCAUAGAGGAUUUCCUCGCGGCCUCUCACCAUGCCAGAGACCCAGGAGCAUUCAAAGCAGGCAGCUGGAUCAAAAACAUCGAUUACUAUCGUCUCGACGGCUCCACCAAUGCUACAUCCAGGAAGAAAUGGGCGGAUCUGUUCAACAGUUCUGCCAAUGUCCGCGGGCGAUUGUUUCUCAUCUCGACGAAGGCCGGCUCCCUCGGCAUCAACCUCGUGGCCGCCAACAGGGUCAUCAUCUUCGACGCCUCGUGGAAUCCAUCGUACGACGUUCAGAGCAUAUACCGGGUGUACCGCUUCGGUCAGCUGAAACAAGUGUUCGUUUACCGCUUCUUGGCUCAGGGCACCAUGGAGGAGAAGAUCUACGAUCGCCAGGUGACCAAGCAGUCCCUGUCCUACCGGGUGGUGGACCAGCAGCAGAUCGAGAGGCACUUCACACUUUUUGAACUCAAAGAACUCUACACGUUUGAGCCGGACCUGCUGAACGACCCCAACUCAAAGAAAAGCAAGAGAAUCGCCUCUGCUUUGCCAAAGGAUACAGUCCUUACACAGCUGUUACAAACCUGUAAAGACCAGAUAGUGUCGUACCACGAGCACGAAUCUCUGCUGGACCACAAACAAGAGGAGGAGCUCAGCGAGGCCGAACGCAAAGAUGCCUGGGCCGAGUACGAGGCUGAGUCCAAAAUGUCCAGCCUCCCGGUCAACUCGAGCCAGGACUCCUUGGAUUUGAAGACCAAUGAACAGCUAUUGGAUUUGCUUAACAAGUCCAGAGCAAACGUGUCGGUGGCCUUCCUGUCGCUGCAGAGGAUGAGGUCUCACACUAUCGAGGACUACACGUUACACCUGCGGAUGCAGUAUCCUCAGCUGCCUGAAGACGAGGUGAAGAGCAAGGCUGACAUUUGGAGGCAGUGUGACGGGAAGGAGCAGGAGCGCAGACAGGCCUUUUAUCGGGACGUUCUUGCACAGCAACAGACGCUCACGCUCAGAAUUCAGGCCAUUCUGAACAGCAGAAGAAAUCAAGUGAUGCAGACGGCCGUGACAGCCGUGAUCCAGCCCGGACAGACGUGAACAGUCAAGCGUUGCCUUUGUCCUGCGACACAUUGCAGGGACCUUGUUUCAUCAUGACUGUGCAGGUGAAGUGAAUGUAAGGGAAGAGUGCACCUAGCAACGUCACAGUAGUCAUGUUCAGUUCAGUUUUAUAACUCUCUCCGCACUUUAGCUUACACAAGAUCUGUAGUUAGGUUGUGUAAAUGUUCCCUCAGCGUUGAGUAGUGGAUCAGAACAGAACUUUGGUCUUUGACACUGGAGGUUUAUUAAACGUGCCUUAACAUUUAAAUUUGAUUUAUGUUUAACAUUUUAUAUUUUUGUUGUUAUGUUACAAUAAAUUCACAAUAACUGAAA